GUGUUCACACGGCUCCCGUCACGCUGCACACGCCCGGGAUGCGUUGGACGAAAUGACCGACAGUAGUCGUGGCGACGAUGGCACGAAGUCCUCCCCGCACACCGAUGACGCGUUCCACGAAAUGACCGCAAAUGGACUACGCUCCGGCCUUAUUCCUCUACGCGCUUUCUCGGUGGCACACGCCCGGGAUGCGUUCGACGAAAUGACCGACAGUAGUAGUCGUGGCGACGAUGGCACGAAGUCCUCCCCGCACACCGAUGACGCGUUCCACGAAACGACCGCAAAUGGAUUACGCUCCGGCCAUAUCCCUCUACGCGCUUUCUCGGAGAGAUGCGAUCUUUUCGUGCAACCUUCGUCAAAAUGAGGUAGGUAUAUUACAGAUGCCCUUCUGAUGUCGCGAGUUAUAAUAGCGUUACUUUGGCUCUCACCUUGUCCCGAAUGGGAGCCCGAUUAGGUUGGUAUUUCUUGGUAUGUUGUAGAAUUGACGAGGACGAGUGGGUUGCAUCAUACAAUUAGAUAUUGGUGAGAUUGACCAGUAUAUUAAAUCUGCUUACUUAAAAUCGGAGCUUUCGGCGGUUUGUUCACGAAUGUAGUGUCAUCUAAUACUAUGCUUCAAAAGAUUUACCUGGUAGAACAGUUUGAUGCAGUUCAAGUGCUUUAGACUCGAAGAAUAGUUCAGAAGAAGUUGGUCCUACCUGAUGGUUACCUCGGAUAUCUUGAAGAUGGGCAAGACUUUCUUGUUCAUCUAUGUAACUGGAUGUGAAUUUUGGUUUGAAUGUGGAGCUUGAGGGUGGAAGUUUCAGUCUGGUCCCCGUGGAGAAAGUUUCAGCAGUGACAAAUGCUAUCAAGUCUGUCAUCCUUAAUUGCCGUUUCAGUUGAGGACAUGACUGUGGUGGACACCUACUUCAGUCAGGUGCCUGCAGAGAAGUUUCAGUGUUGACAACAGUUCUCGAGAACAUCCAUGUAUUUAUACCUGCAAAGCAAUGUUUCCUGAACCAUUCACCCUUGCAGUUGUUUCAUUUGAGGAGAUGACUGAGAUACGUUUUCCUUCUAUACAUGGGAAUGCAAAAGAAAAGGUAGGAAUCAUGGAGCCCAUGCAAUUCGGCAGUUCUAGCAGCUGCGGGGUGCAAAUCGAUCAGACCUUUGAAGAAUAUGCUGGUGUUGUGAGCGACGAUGAUGACUACUGGAGAGCUGGCAGCUCCAGAGAAGGUGACACAUUUGGUGAUUUCAGAGAACACCCUGUUGGUGAGAUCAGCCCAUCCAUGAACCAAAGAACCGAGAUCGAGACCGCAAGAUCGAGCAGCAGAGACUCGGAUGCCAGAUUGCUCAACGAUUGGAUGGAAAAUGUGCAACACAGAAUGACCACUGCCAGUCAAAGCAGGCGAUCUCACAACAGGGCACCUUGCACUAUCUAUGAAAUCCCUGCUAACAUUCGGAAGCAUGACACCCAAGCAUAUCAGCCGAAGGUAGUCGCCAUAGGCCCAUACCACCGGGAGAAGACCGGGCUUCGCAUCACCGUCGAUGACAAAUGGAGGUGUCUCAGACACAUGCUUUCGUUUGUUUCUCCCAGAUUUCGUGAGGAAGAAAACCAACUGAGAAUCUGGAUCAAGAAUAUAAAGGAGAAAGAGGAAUUGGCUCGCAGCUGUUACUCGAGAGAUGCCUACAUGGAAAGUUACAGUUUCGUGGAGAUGCUCCUGCUAGAUGGUUGCUUUAUUCUCUACAUCCUGCUGAUGAUAGUUAAGAAGACAGAGGUUGUGGUGGAGGAUCCAAGAAAGGAAGAAAGCACUGAGGUGGAUGAGAAAUCCGAGAAGAUGCAUACUGAGGAGUGCCCUCUUGUCGGUGUGUUUUGGCAAUGGAACCACAUCAAACUUGACUUGCUAUUGCUUGAAAACCAAAUACCUUUCUUCAUCAUUCAGGACCUCUUCAACCACACUAUGAAUCCUGGCAUCAAGCACAUUUCCAUUCCUCAUCUAGCACUCGAGCUCUUCGAUGAACUUCAUCCCAAGAUGAACAAAGACAUGUUCCAUUUUGGUCCUGAUGGUAAUGGUAUUCUUCAUUUAUUACAUCUUUUCCAUUCUGCUAUGGUACCAUCUCCCAACUACAGAAUGACGGACACAGAGUGCUGGAAUCCCAACUCACCCUCAUCUAGUACCACGCAGCAAUUGCACAUCCCCAGUGCCACUGAACUUGGAGAGUCUGCAGUACGCUUCAGAAGAAAGGAUCAUGCACGUAGCUUCCUUGAGGUAGCAUUCUGCAAUGGGGAACUGGAGAUCCCAACUCUGCACAUAUUUGACUACAGCAAUGCCCUCUUCCGGAACCUGAUCUCCUUUGAGCAAUGCUAUCCUGGGGUGAGUCCCUACAUCACAGCUUAUGCAUCAUUCAUGGAGUGCAUCAUGCACCGUGAGAGGGAUGUGAGGCUUCUUCACUUGAGCGGAACGGUAGUCAACAGGCUCAGCACUGAUAAGGAUGUAGCUGUUUUCUUCAAGCAGAUCUGUUACCAGGUCAGCCAGUCUUGCAUCCCUAGUUACUUAUCUCCUCUGUAUAAGGAAGUAUCAGAUCAUCACAGCCACCAGUGGAGAAGGUGGAGUGCGGAGUUGAAGCGGCACUACUUCUCCAAUCCAUGGGUGACCCUUUCAGUAGUUGCUGCCAUCAUCCUGCUUUGUCUCAACUUCAUUCAGACUUUGUAUUCUGUCCUUGGCUAUUAUCACAAAUUAUGACACUUCCAUCAAAAAAGAAAACACUACCCAAAAGAUCACUACAUGUUUGUAUGGUUGUCUUUGUGAGUCUCAAUAAUUGAUCUGCAGCUACAUGUUUACCAACUUUAAUAAACAUAAAUGUUGAAUCAUUUUUUAUAGAUUAGCAAACUUGAUUGGUUUUA
Musa acuminata AAA Group (dessert banana) is the source of this 2878-nucleotide messenger RNA. RefSeq names its product UPF0481 protein At3g47200-like. The coding region runs from base 984 to 2717 and encodes 577 amino acids. The transcript has 2 exons. Lineage: Eukaryota; Viridiplantae; Streptophyta; Magnoliopsida; Zingiberales; Musaceae. The record is from RefSeq and is a predicted model, not a curated record.